AUGCAGAAGCAGCUGGAGACUCUGCAAAGGAUUGUCAGUACUCUAGUGAGCAAAAAUGAUGAAAUUCACAACUUCAUUGACAUGCUGAACCAUACAAUAAAGAAUGUUCAGGUAAAUGCCUCUAAUGCAAUCAGUGAGUUGGAUGAAGAAUUUGAUGGUCUGUAUUCCGUGCUGGAUGAGAUGAAGGGGAGUAUGGCCAACACUAUUCAGCAAGAAGAGGCUCAUAAAAUUCAAGCUCUGCAGGAUCAGCUUAGCCAUUGUAAUCGUGCCCUAGAGAGUUCUGAAGAGCUGCUGGAACUUGCUGUGCAGUCGCUGGACAUAAAGAACUCUGUGGAGCUCUUAGAGGCUGCCAGACAGAUCAAAGAUAGUGUCACAGUGGCUUCAGCAUUCCGCAUCUCUCUGAAACCCAAAGUCAGUGAUAGUAUGACCCAUUUGAUGGUGGACUUCACUCCUGAAAAGCGCAUGCUCCAGGCUGUAAAGUUUCUGCCAGUCCCUAAAGCUCCAGAGAUAGACAUAGCAGCAUGUCUGGUUGCAGAUAACUGCAUAACAGUGUCAUGGAGAAUGCCUGAAGAAGAUAGCAGAAUUGAUCAUUUUGUGCUGGAGUAUAGGAAAACCAACUUUGAUGGACUCCCUCGACUAAAAGGUGAACAGCACUGGGAAAUGAUCGACUGUAUUAAAGCUACUCAGUAUACGUUAUCAGGUUUGAAAUUUGACACAAAAUACAUGAACCUCAGAGUACAAGCUUGCAACAAAGCUGUGGCAGGGGAAUACUCUGACCCUGUGACCCUGGAAACCAAAGCCUUUGUGUUCAGUUUGGACAGUACUUCAUCUCAUCUGAACUUGAAAGUAGAAGAUACUUAUGUUGAAUGGGAUCCUACAGGAGGCAAAGGCCAAGAAAAAAUGAAAGGGAAGGAAAAUAAAAGCAGUGGCCUGACUCCUCUGCUGAAGAGCAAUAGAAGAAGCUGUGCAGCGUCCCCGAAGAGGACCCCUAACAGCACAAGAGCCUCGUCCAGGGGCAGCAGGGAUCGCUUUGCUGGUGAAUCCUACACAGUGCUGGGAGACACUGCUGUUGAAAGUGGACAGCAUUACUGGGAAGUGAGAGCCCAGAAGGACUGCAAAUCCUACAGCGUGGGAAUAACGUACAGAAACCCAGGGAAGUUUGACCAGCUGGGCAAGACUAAUUCGAGCUGGUGCAUCCAUAUCAACAACUGGCUGCAAACCACGUUUUCAGCCAAACAUAAUAACAAAGCAAAGACUCUAGAUAUACCUGUUCCAGACAGAAUAGGAGUAUACUGCGACUUUGAUGGAGGUCAGCUCUCAUUUUAUGAUGCAAACUCAAAGGCACUGUUAUACACCUUCAGAACAAAGUUCACCCAACCUGUGCUACCAGGCUUCAUGAUCUGGUGUGGUGGGCUCACAGUGAGUACUGGAUUGCAGGUGCCAAGUGCUGUGAGAACUCUUCAGAAAAGUGAAAAUGGAUUGAGUGGUUCAACGAGCAGCCUAAACAAUAUUGCCUAG
Messenger RNA from Acanthisitta chloris (rifleman), 1518 nucleotides. RefSeq names its product fibronectin type III and SPRY domain containing 1-like (gene FSD1L). Gene Ontology annotation, molecular function: protein binding. The record is from RefSeq and is a predicted model, not a curated record. NCBI's taxonomy places the organism in Eukaryota, Metazoa, Chordata, Aves, Passeriformes, Acanthisittidae. The transcript is spliced from 14 exons. Bases 1 to 1518 code for a protein of 505 amino acids.